CCUAAUAUUUUUAUAAAAGGACUCCUGACACGGGUUACUGCCGCCUCCGUUAAAUACUCCAAGGUGAGUGCAAGUGUGUCGUCGCGCGGAUCCUGUUCGCAGUGACGAGGCAUCACACCACUUGACGUUGCCCCAAUACACAUGUCCCAUUGGUUGCGCUUAUCUCCAACGAACGCGCGAUAGCAUUUCUCCUAUCGUAAACGGAACUAAUUGUAUCCGAUAUGAAAUCUAUGUUCAGAUUUAUUGGUUUGUUUGUUGUGUGCUCCGCUCCGGUGUAGAUUGAACGCGGUUCGUGAUUGUAAUAAUUGAUAGAUGGGGAAAGCCGCAACAAUAGGCCAUAAUGAGAAGCGUCAUUCUGUUCGCGGAACGGCAUUUGUCCGAAGGAUUUUCAUUGAAAGUAUCGAAAUAUGUGGAUUCAUCACUUGGAUGGGCAUCUGAAAGGGGCGAAGACUCCAGCUAUGACUCCGAGUGCGACGAGGAGGGAGGGCACAGGGCUGCUUCCAGAACUCCCUCGGAUACCCUCGCGGCGGAGUUCGCCGAGUACGUCACUCUCACUCCAGCCCCACCACACGCCAAUCAGGCUAAAAUUGAGUUCGCCGUUAAACUGGGCUAUUCAGAGCGAUUGGCACAUACAGCUCUAAAGCGGUUAGGACCUGACCCACCGCGUAAUGACUAUUUGGCCGAACUAAUCAAGCUUGCUGCAAAGAAACCCCAGCGUACCUCUUCACCUCCCAAACAAAUGGGAUACGACAACUCUCAAGACCGAGCUCUCCUGAGACACAUCGUGAUCGACGGAAGCAAUGUUGCAAUGGGCCAUGGCAACAAAGAAGUAUUCUCAUGUCGUGGCAUCGAGAUCUGCGUUGACUGGUUUCGUUCUAGAGGUCACAAAGAAAUCACUGUAUUUGUCCCGAAAUGGCGCAAGGAGGCGAACAGGCCUGAUAACCGAGUGACGGACCGCGAUGCUCUCGAAAGGUUAGAACGUGAUCGUAUCCUAGUUUACACGCCGAGUAAAAUACUCGGCGGUAAACGGACUAUCUGUUACGAUGACCGAUAUAUACUUAAACUGGCGGCUGAGACGGACGGAAUUGUCGUUUCCAAUGAUAACUACAGGGACUUGGUCGUGGAAAGUUUAGAGUUCAGAAAAGUAGUGGAGGAGAGAUUGCUCAUGUAUUCGUUCGUAAAUGACAGAUUCAUGCCACCGGACGAUCCACUCGGUAGAACAGGCCCAACAUUAGACGCUUUUCUCAGGGUACCCUCAUCGAAAACAAAUCUUCCUCCGGCUUGCCCAUACGGGCGCAAAUGUACUUAUGGAAACAAAUGUAAAUUUCAUCAUCCCGAACGCGCUGGCAAACCGCAUAAAUCUGUCGCGGAGAAAUUAUCAGAACGCGCAGCUAGGAAAGCGCACUUGCAAACUCUGAGUUUACCACCCGGAGGUCGGCCGGCUGAUAUUAAGAAACCAUUGGCGCGAGCACAUUCGGCGACUCCGAGACUUGCGGAUCCAAGUCUAGUCUCACAUUUUGAUAGAGCACAAGUCCUACCAGGAACGUCCCAAGCACCGCCGCCUGAAGCAAAUCCGCACAGAAAACUUGUGAGACAACUAACACUCAAUCCAGCCUGCGAUCCUCGACUACAUGUCGCUGCAGCACGGGUUUCCUCCGCACCGGUCGGAGCUAUGCCUCCUAUCAGGACAGGAGCAUCUCUAUCUCCAUGCGCCUCUGAGGGGGCUCUCCAAGUUUGGGAGGCUCGUAGAAGAAUGCAUUAUCACUUGGCUAACAUUUUCCCAGAAGCUCAAGUUACGGAAGCCAUGGCUGCAUACCCUGAUGAGAUAGAUGCUCAGAAAAUGUGCGCAAUUAUUCUAGCUCGUUAUAGACCUAGUGAAGCCACAUUGCCAUACAAUUAAAAUGUAGUGAAUUAUGAGAUUAAUUCGCUUCGAGAAUAUCCUCAAUUUUGUUAUAAAAUUGGGUGUAAUAUUCAAUUGAUUAUGAAAUUGGUAAAAAUUUUCUUUGAAAGGAGUGAAUAUGUUUUAGUUCGUUUUACAACUAAAAUGAUGUAUAUAGUCUGUUCUUAAAAUUGUUUUUGAUUUGUCGUUACGGGCAUUUAAUAUGGGGGAGUCGAAGAGCUCAAUACCUUAUUGUCCAUCUAAAAUGUUAUCGGCAAUGUUUAUUGCAAUAUAUCAACGAAAGAUUUUUAUAGAUUCUGUUGGCAUUAUUUGCUUAGUUAUAUUUAUAUGUAUGCUUCUAAGAAGUAUAUGGUUUUAUUUAAGUAUAAUAUGAUAAGUGUUGGUGUUGCAUAUGAAUCCUGGUCCACAAAUUACAAUGACCAACGGCAAAUGAAAGCUAUAGAACGAAAGAGAUAUUGGCUCAUUUACACAGUGCGAGCUGCUGCCUAGCCAGCUGACAGCUUAUCUA
Leptidea sinapis is the source of this 2408-nucleotide messenger RNA. It is a transcript of the gene Regnase-1, whose product is annotated as probable ribonuclease ZC3H12C. Bases 341 to 1900 code for a protein of 519 amino acids. The record is from RefSeq and is a predicted model, not a curated record. Gene Ontology annotation, molecular function: RNA endonuclease activity; metal ion binding; mRNA binding. Gene Ontology annotation, cellular component: nucleus; cytoplasmic ribonucleoprotein granule. NCBI's taxonomy places the organism in Eukaryota, Metazoa, Arthropoda, Insecta, Lepidoptera, Pieridae. The transcript is spliced from 4 exons.